AUGGCAAAAAGAGUCUUGAGCAAGUUUGAGACCCCCUUCCAGGUCCUUCGCUUCUCCGAUGAAGGCAGCCGCUUGUUCACAGCCUUUCAGGCAGGCUUCAACACACAAGCUGCAGUGCUGCGCGAUUCUGAAGACGGAUCUGCCAGACAGGGUACUGCGGCUUGGCACUUGGCAGUGCUGUCCGCCAGCAUGCUCGUCCUUGACAUCGGCUUGGGUGUGCGCGGGCAAGCUGCUUCGCUGGAGGUUGGCGCAGAUCAUGUUUGCCGGGCCUUCAACCAGUUGAAGCUGUCUCAUGACGUUGUGGGCUUGUGGACAGAAAAGGUGCCAGCAACAACUACUUGGACAAGGGGCGACACAAGUGAUGCGGCCCUCCAAAUGUCCAGCCGAGCCAGGUUGGAAUCAGUGUGUGAUGCCGCCAUACCGCACAGCCAGUUUGAAACUUUUCAGCCUGAUGGCCCAGGCCCCAUGGAGAUCCAAGAGAGUCAAGAUGAACCGCCGAAGGUAUUGAGUCUGCUAGACCCUGAAAUUCCUCCUUUGACGCGUGGCUAUGGUUCAAAUGGGGAGUCUGUCCAGAGCCCUGAUGAUGGCGAGAUCAUUCUCUCUGACAGAGCCAUCAUGGCCAAGACCAUCUUGCGUGGUGAGCCUAUCAUCUUCGGCCACAAGGUCAUUGACAGCGUCAGCGUCAAGAAGAAAAAUGACAAUGGGAAGUACAGCAGAGUGUCGCUGAAGCUUCGCCAUUGGAAGGCCGUUAUGUCCGCUGGCAUGAGCCUGCACCGAAUCGGACGUUUUGACGAUGGCCAAGCAUGUGAGGAGUACCCCAGGCAACCCCGGCUCAUCCUAGAACUUCCGCCAGCAGGAGAUGAGGCCAAGCGAGCAGAGUACCACAACCGCAUGAUGCUUCUGUGCGCGGUGCCGUACAGUUCUUUGGUGUCAAAGAUUGAAGAGAAAAUGCAAGUGAGCAAAGCCCGGUGCGUGAAGUCAAAGGCCAAGAAGCCGGCGGGGAAGGAAUCAGAACAGGCACCGCCAGGAAAGCGUUUGAAACCCAAGGAGGAGGCUGGGGAUGAAAUUGAAAUCCAGCACGGAGACAAGACCUUGGGCUUUGGCUGUUGCUAG
This is a messenger RNA of Cladocopium goreaui, 1113 nucleotides long. The record is from the annotation of a GenBank genome assembly. Lineage: Eukaryota; Dinophyceae; Suessiales; Symbiodiniaceae.